This is a messenger RNA of Hevea brasiliensis (rubber tree), 1036 nucleotides long. Its product is annotated as glutathione S-transferase T1. The transcript is spliced from 7 exons. The record is from RefSeq and is a predicted model, not a curated record. The coding region runs from base 78 to 767 and encodes 229 amino acids. Lineage: Eukaryota; Viridiplantae; Streptophyta; Magnoliopsida; Malpighiales; Euphorbiaceae.
AUAUAUAUAUAAUAUAGAAAGUUGCACUUUAAGACAAAAGAAAAAAUCGCUGCACACACUCAGUGAGAGAAAGGAAAAUGGAGCUCAAAGUGUAUGGACAUCGGGUAUCUCAGCCAUCACGCGCUAUCAUGAUCUUCUGCAAGGCUAAUAAUAUAGAGUUUGAGGAGGUGACGAUUGAAUUACCGAAGGGACAGCAUAAGUCUCCUGAAUUCAAAGAGAUAAAUCCUAUGGGGCAAGUACCAGCUAUAAUUCAUGGAGAGCUUAAGCUUUUUGAGAGCCAUGCGAUCCUUAUAUAUCUUGCCUCUGCAUUUACUGGAGUUGCAGAUCAUUGGUAUCCAACUGAUCUUGUCAAGAGAGCCAAGAUUCAUUCUGUUUUGGACUGGCAUCACUCAAAUUUACGCCGUGGCACAGCUGCCUAUGUUUUUAAUUCGAGAAUAGCACCUGUAUUUGGCCUGCCCCUGAACCCACAGGCAGCAGCUGAAGCUGAGAAAUUUUUGAUUUGUUCUCUGCCAUUAAUAGAGUCCUUUUGGCUCCAGGAUAGUGGGCGGUUCUUACUUGGAGCAAAUCAACCAUCAAUAGCAGAUCUCAGCCUUGUCUGUGAAAUUAUGCAACUCGAGCUACUGGAUGAGGAUGAGCGCGAUCGUUUUCUGGGCCCAUACAAGAAAGUUCAGCAGUGGAUUGAGAAUACAAAAAAUGCAAUAAAACCUCAUUUUGAUGAAGUGCAUGAUGCCCUUUAUCAAGUGAGUGCAACACUGAGGAAAAAAUAGUCAACCAGAGAGAAGUAUGAGGUUUAGGCUCACAUGAAAGUUGAUGCUGUCUUUGCAUUUUGAAAGAUCUGCAAUAAGAUUUAUGGGUAUGUUAAGGAUUUAGAACUUGUUCUCUAUGAAUAAUAUAUCUCGGUAUAGCCAAAAGAAGAGAACCUGGUUUAGUAAACAUAUGUAUUGUGUUAUAUUAUCUUCUAAUGGGAUAUUUACUUUUGCCCUAUGGAAUCAAAGUGUGAUAUUUUCCCUUAAACUAACUGUUUGUUCCACCCCCA